GCCUUCAGAUAAAUAACGUCUUUGCAUUUGUUUACAGUGUUUCACUAAGGUAUUGCCGCGAAAUAUGAGUUGUGAUGAUGUCGUAGAACAAUUUUAUGGAGUUUACCUGUUAUACUGCAUGAACCCGAAAUAUAAAGGAAGGACAUAUAUUGGCUACACAGUGGAUCCUAACAGAAGAAUAAAACAGCAUAAUAAAGGAAAACAAGCAGGUGGUGCUUGGAGAACAAAUAAUCACGGACCAUGGGAAAUGGUACUGAUCGUUCAUGGUUUCCCCAAUGACAUUUCAGCUUUGAGGUUUGAAUGGGCUUGGCAACACCCAGAUAGAUCAAGAAGAUUGCGCCAUGUGUCAAGUAAAAGUCGGACAGAGAAAGUGUAUGACUACUGCCUUCGUGUUCUGUCAGAAAUGUUACGUGUGGGACCUUGGAAAAGACUUCCAUUGACUGUUCGCUGGUUGAAUCAGGAUUAUUGUAGAGAUCUAAAGGCUGUUCCACCUCUGCACAUGCCAAUGUCAUAUGGACCAGUUGUGAGUGCCAAAGUAGUGAGUGCUGACAAGGCGUCGGAUCCAGAGAGCACACUGCCGCUGUGUUUAUUCUGUCAUGAUGCUAUCUCUGAUGCGAGCAGCCUUUCUUGUGUUACUCCAGGAUGCCCCCUGAUUGCACAUAUUAUUUGCCUUGCUCAGCACUUCUCACAGCCUGGCCAAUUAUUGCCUGUGGAAGGCAAUUGCCCAGCCUGCAAGAGCAGCAUGUUGUGGGGGGAUCUAGUACGUAAGAAGAAGGGAUGCUAUAGUAACCUGACAGCAGCUCCUGACUCUAUUUCAAUCAUUGAUUCUCCAUAAAGCUAAAAUCAGUUGUGUGGAAAAUAUGAGAGAAUUCACAAUAUCUUUCUUUCUGACAAGUGAUUUUCGGACGAGUGCAUAAACUUCUGCUUCUCUGUUGAAAUUCUCAGAAAUAAAAUAAAGAUGAGCGUUUAGUGAAUCAAUGUUUGAAAAGAUAUUUUAACUUGCUGAGAGUUGUGUGAUGUGUUCAUCUUGGAUUAAAAUCAAAGACAAACGGUUAAGUCUGUGUAAAACUUCUGUAAAUGCUGGUCAUGGAAGACUACAUUAGAGUUAAUAUAUUUCUUGUAGUUUCAAACAUCUUUCCUUCAUGUCAUAUGCGUAUCAUCCUGAAUCCAUCAUUUUCUUUCAUUUGUACAAAUGGAAACAUAAAAUUACUAUUACUGGCUGUUCCAGCUUUGGCUGUAGUUAUGUGAUUGAUGAAUUAUCUUAGUACCGUGAAGAUGAGACACUGCCUAAACAUGCAAUAAAAUUUAAGUAAUAUAACAAUAAAAGAAUCAUUUUGUGUCA
Messenger RNA from Schistocerca cancellata (South American locust), 1342 nucleotides. RefSeq names its product structure-specific endonuclease subunit slx1 (gene slx1). Gene Ontology annotation, molecular function: crossover junction DNA endonuclease activity; 5'-flap endonuclease activity. The record is from RefSeq and is a predicted model, not a curated record. Gene Ontology annotation, biological process: double-strand break repair via homologous recombination. Bases 65 to 835 code for a protein of 256 amino acids. The transcript has 4 exons. Gene Ontology annotation, cellular component: Slx1-Slx4 complex. Lineage: Eukaryota; Metazoa; Arthropoda; Insecta; Orthoptera; Acrididae.